UCUUAAUAAUUAUUGGACAUAAAUUUGUAAUUUCAUAGAAAUGGGCGGCCUUCUAGAAGCGAUCGAAGUCGAAAUUUCUUCGGAUUAGGCGGCUGCAAAAAGCAAUUCAAUCCAAAAGAUCCAUUUCGCCACCAACUCUUCUGAUUCCGGCCACCAUUUUAAAGCCCUACCCACCACCGAUUUCCCAUCUCUCCGAUCGAUUCUCCAACCCCAUCGCAAGUUCUUGAUCGUCUUGUUUUCUCUCCGAUGGAUACGUUAGAGGAGGAGGAAGAAUACAACUGGAGAGAAGUCCGGCUUCCGUCGCUGAUCCCGGUAGUGCCGGAGCCAGAGCUAGAGAGAGAGACGGCGGUGAGACGUCGUGGCCGAGACAUUCUCGUUGCCGUCGAUCAUGGUCCCAACAGCAAACACGCUUUCGAUUGGGCUUUAAUCCAUUUCUGCCGCCUUGCCGACACCAUCCAUCUCGUCCACGCCGUUUCCAAUGUGAAGAAUGAAUUGGUUUAUGAGUAUAGUCAGGGGCUGAUGGAGAAGCUUGCGGUGGAGGCCUUUGAGGUUGCCAUGGUGAGGACUGUGGCAAGGAUUGUGCAGGGAGAUGCUGGGAAGAUUAUUUGUAAGGAAGCAGAGAAGUUGAAGCCUGCUGCUGUUGUUAUGGGCACUAGAGGAAGAAGCUUGAUUCAAAGCGUUCUGCAGGGAAGUGUGAGUGAGCAUGUCUUCCACAACUGCAAAUCAGCACCUGUUAUUAUAGUUCCUGGAAAAGAAGCUGGAGAAGCAUCUGUGAUUUGAAUGCCAACUUCAUCAUUUCAUUCUCAAUCUCUGUGUUCUUUUUUGGUUUUAGCAUUAAAGUUUUAGGGUUGUAAGAAUAUGAUUAAUGUAUCUGUCUAUCGUGUUCGUGUUCGUGUUCUUGUU
Cucurbita moschata (crookneck pumpkin) is the source of this 903-nucleotide messenger RNA. RefSeq lists its product as uncharacterized. The record is from RefSeq and is a predicted model, not a curated record. NCBI's taxonomy places the organism in Eukaryota, Viridiplantae, Streptophyta, Magnoliopsida, Cucurbitales, Cucurbitaceae. The transcript is spliced from 5 exons. The coding region runs from base 247 to 780 and encodes 177 amino acids.